Manihot esculenta (cassava) is the source of this 2139-nucleotide messenger RNA. RefSeq names its product proline-rich receptor-like protein kinase PERK14. The record is from RefSeq and is a predicted model, not a curated record. Gene Ontology annotation, molecular function: ATP binding; protein kinase activity. Bases 33 to 1979 code for a protein of 648 amino acids. The transcript has 9 exons. Lineage: Eukaryota; Viridiplantae; Streptophyta; Magnoliopsida; Malpighiales; Euphorbiaceae. Gene Ontology annotation, biological process: protein phosphorylation.
CUAUCCGUGGUUUGGCAAGUCUGCAACUUCCGAUGGCCUCUCGCUGGGGGAUGAACAGGGCAGAUCGCCGGACUGAAGCUAGAGAUCGGAAUGAAUCUGGCUCAUCUCCUGAGAAGAGUCGAAGUCGUUCAUUUGCAUCUGACAAUUAUAAGGGUCUUGGGCCGAAGCCAUAUUCAUAUGAUGAAUUAGCAUUCGCAACUGGUCAUUUCUCGCUCAAUAAUCAACUUGGUCAAGGUGGUUUUGGUCAAGUUUUUAAGGCAUCCUUAGAUGGUAAGAUCCGUGCUGUCAAGAAACUUAAUAAUUUUCCAGAUGUACAGUCCGAAGGAGAUUUAGAGAGGGAGAUUAUGGUCGUCAAUAGAGUCAGUCAUAAAAAUCUUGUUAGGCUGGUUGGUUACUGCGUUGAUGGAGCCAACAGAUUGCUGAUCUUAAAGUAUUUUCCCAAUAAAUCUUUGAAAUAUACAUUACAUAGAAAGGAGAAUGUCUUAGAUUGGAAAAAAAGAAUGAAUAUUGCCAUAGGUUCUGCAAGAGGAUUGGAAUAUUUACAUGAACACUGUAAGUAUAUAAAAGAGAAUGAAUUUUUAUUAAAUCUUAUUUUCAUUUGUGUUAGUAAACCUAAUAUCAUACAUUUAGAUAUCAAACCAGAUAAUAUUUUUCUUGAUAAUCACUUUGAACCUAAGAUUUCAGACUUUGGACUUGCCCUAUUCUUUAAGGAUGCUGCUACUCACGUAUCCAGAUCAUCAACUUUGGGAACUCACAUUUAUGCAGAUCCAUUGUCAACGAAAUUAGGAAAGUAUUCUGAUAAAUCCGAUAUUUAUUCGUUUGGUGUUACGCUUUUAGAGCUAAUUACUGGGAGAAAUCCUAUGAUUGAUAAAAGCACCGAUAUUAUUACUUGGGCAAACCCUCUAAUAGAAAAGGCUUUAAAGGGAGAAUAUGCAGAUUUUGUAGAUUCAAGGUUGCAAUCCUUUGAUCACGAAGAAAUGCAUCGAAUGAUUCUUUGUGCUAAUACUUGUAUAAAUCAACCGCCGAAAUCUCGUCCAUCAAUGAAAAUGAUACUUCUAGCUCUUGAAAGAACUUUACCUCUAGAAAAUCUAUGGAAUGUGAAGAAUGACAACAAAUUGCGGUCAGGAGCUUCAUAUAAAGCUGAAGUCACGCCAUACUAUACGAAGAAAGAAGACGUUAAUGAUUUCGACGAGUAUGAUCCGACAAAGUAUGAAAGCGGAUACGACAUUGCCAUGACGUACGGACAUCCCAUCCCACCGUCUGAGGAGACCUGCUACCCGAAUAGCUCCUCCGCCGAUGAGAUCUUCUACAAUCCCCCCCAUUUCACCUCCGAUACUGUGCCCUCCGCCUACACCGAUGACCGUCUCCAGGAAGAGUACACUAGCUAUGCCCGUCCCAAGCCCCGACCUAGACCUGCUUGUGCCUUCAAUUUUGGCGGUGCCCCCGGAGGGGAAGUAUUUGUAGCUGCUAGACCUCAGCCUACUUAUGUGCUCCAGCCUGGAAGGACAAUGGCUGGUUCCGAUUACGGAUCUGGUAGCUAUGACAGAAGGCCCGACUAUGAGAAGCCACUCAGUGAGGAAUAUGGAUCUGGGUAUGGUCGCAGACGAGAUUAUGAAUAUGGAUAUAGUGGAUAUGGCAGGAGAACCGAGUAUGAGAGGCAACAUAUUUCAGAAUAUGGAUACGGAUAUCAGGGCAGGACCGGAUUUGAGUAUGGAUCAGGGUAUGGUGGGAGGAUACAGUCGGAAUAUGAGGAUGGUGGAGCUGAGUAUGGACGUUGGUAUGGGCGCAAACCAAGUUACGAAGUGGAAGGAGGCUACAGAGGGAGGCCUGAAAGGACCACAUAUGAGAUGUGUAAUUCUGAUGGGGGUGAAGAGGGUUAUGGCCGCAAGAAAUAUGGAGAAGAUGAUUCUGAUGAUGAAGAGAAGAAACACCAACGCUACAAAAACCACCACCGCAGGAAGCAUUAUGAUGACGAGUGAUGGAGCUGUUUUUAGUGGGCAUUCUUGCCGUUAUUGGCUACUUAAUAAAGGAUUGAAGCAUGUUUCCUUUUAAUAGUUGAUUUGUAAGAGAGCUUUUUCCGAACAUUAUCUACUAUGUAUGUGCUCCCAAGUUCUACGUGGAGCUCAAGCCUGUCCUUUU